Messenger RNA from Drosophila serrata, 541 nucleotides. RefSeq names its product mitochondrial import inner membrane translocase subunit Tim13-B. The record is from RefSeq and is a predicted model, not a curated record. Lineage: Eukaryota; Metazoa; Arthropoda; Insecta; Diptera; Drosophilidae.
CUUUAGGUGUCAAGUCAGGUUUAGUUCAAGCUUCAAAAAUUUAGACAAAGUCCCCAGACUAUUCGCAGUUUUGGUCUCAGUUCUUGUUACACUACCAGUGUCCUUGUCCCUGUUUCAGUGACCCAGAGAAAUGGUCUUGAAUCAAAAUCUGGAGCGUGUUCGUCAGCAGAUCGUACUGGCCAACAUUCACGAGCUUCUCCAGAAAAUCUCUCGCCGUUGCUUUAAUGCAUGCAUUGUCCAGCCGGGGGAGAAGUUGCAUUCGUCGGAACGUGACUGUCUGGUGGCCUGUAUGGAUCAAUUCCUGGCUUCCGUACAGGUGGUCUCACAGCAAUACUUCGAGCGGCGUCUCCGUCAGCGGCAGAAGCAACGCCUGGCCCGUGAGAGGAAAAGGGACUGAAGGAGUGGUUAGAAGAGAUGGUCCUACUUUUGCAUAGAAAGAAUCCUUAAAAUGGGGCAGCAAAAUCAUGCGAUUGUUUUACAAAAUUUUCAAGUGGAUAAAAUCCAAAAACUUUUCGUAAAUUAUUAUCUAUCGAUCUAAUUA